Alnus glutinosa is the source of this 1508-nucleotide messenger RNA. Its product is annotated as NAC transcription factor 56-like. The record is from RefSeq and is a predicted model, not a curated record. Gene Ontology annotation, molecular function: DNA binding. The coding region runs from base 144 to 1154 and encodes 336 amino acids. Lineage: Eukaryota; Viridiplantae; Streptophyta; Magnoliopsida; Fagales; Betulaceae. Gene Ontology annotation, biological process: regulation of DNA-templated transcription; system development. The transcript is spliced from 3 exons.
CAUCCCUAACCCCACAACAUAAACUAAUAAUAUUUCUCCGUUCUCAUCUCAUUUGCAAUUUCUCUGAAACCUCUCUCUCUCUCUCCAUCUCUGAUAAACCCUUGGAGCUUUGAAAUACGACGCUGCUAGGGUUUGUGUAAGUCAUGGAGAGCACCGGCUUAUCCGCCGGCUUGCACCGGCCGAACCUCCCGCCGGGGUUCCGGUUCCACCCCACAGACGAGGAGCUGGUGAUUCACUACCUCAAGAAAAAGGCAAACUCGGCUCCUCUCCCAGUUGCAAUAAUCGCUGAAGUUGAUCUUUACAAAUUUGAUCCAUGGGAACUCCCAGCCAAGGCUACGUUUGGCGAGCAAGAGUGGUAUUUUUUCAGUCCGAGAGACCGGAAGUACCCGAACGGAGCUAGACCGAACAGGGCGGCAACUUCAGGGUAUUGGAAGGCCACCGGAACCGACAAACCUGUACUAGCCUCCGGCAGUAAUCAAAAGGUUGGUGUAAAAAAGGCGCUUGUGUUCUAUGGAGGGAAGCCUCCAAAGGGAAUCAAGACCAAUUGGAUCAUGCAUGAGUACCGGCUGCUGUCUGAUCAUAACAGGGCUAGUAAUAUGCCUCCUGGGUGUCAUGACUUUAGCAACAAGAAAAACUCUUUGAGGCUUGAUGAUUGGGUGUUAUGCCGAAUCUACAAAAAGAACAACGCGCAUAGACUGAUAAACAACGAAAAGGAGGACUCGAUGGAUGACACGACCGGACCUAUAUCACUUUCAUUCGCCGUCGGGCAGCAAAAUGUACAGAAACUGCAACAACUUCCAAAGGCGGCGCCAAGCUACGGCGGCGCAUUGCUCGACAAUUACCAGAAUUUGUUUGGUGGGAUGGUAAGCAGCGAGGGUAUCAACCAUUGUAAUCCUGAGCUGUCUAUGGUCGUUCCGGCCUUGGCAAGCUCGAACAACCUCCCGCUAAAGCGGACACUGCCGCCGUCGUUGUACUGGGAUGACAGCGACGAAGUCGUAGCAAGGAAGGAUGGGAAUGCUUCUACUUCUAUUACCACUCUGCUUAGCCAGCUCCCACAGACACCUUCAUUGCACCAGCCGGUAAUACUGGGGUCUACCGGAGACAGCCUUUUCCGGGCACCUUUUCACCUCCCUGGGUUGAACUGGUAUCCUUAAUUAAAUUGUAAUAUGUUUUUGUGAAAAAUGCCCUCGAUCGAAUUCUUCCGAGUGUAAAACCUACUGCCGAUUUCAGGUGAGGCGAUUAGCUAGUAUAUAUUUUUAGAUUAUUGGUUGUUUUAUAAUUUAGAGAUGCAAAGAAAAAGAAUAUAUAGAUGGUAGCUUUUGAUCGAUGUAGAAAAAUAAAAAACAGAUGAUCAAUAUUAGUAUAUUUUCCUCUGUAGAGAGAGAGAGAGAGAGAGAGAGAGAGAGAGAGAGAGAGAUCUUGUAGAACUUUAACAAGAGAUCGAUUAUUAAUGGUUAUGGAUUGUGUAUGUAUUAUUUCGAUCUGUUUAUAUAUUGAUCAUUGUGUUA